Messenger RNA from Diversispora eburnea, 2613 nucleotides. Lineage: Eukaryota; Fungi; Glomeromycota; Glomeromycetes; Diversisporales; Diversisporaceae. The record is from the annotation of a GenBank genome assembly.
AUGGGCGAUAAACCCUUUGAAAGACCCAGGAGAACUGGUGUUAAUUACACCAGGACUCUUAAUAUUAAUCCGUUACUAAAUAAAAACAAAUUUAAAUUCAAUCCUAUCAACAAGAAAGAAAAAUUUUUAAAUAAAAAACUCGAUGCAGAAAAUACAGCAGUAAACGUAAAACAAACAGUAGAAACAUUGAAGAGUAAACCAAUCCCUAAAGUUACAAUUUUAUUGAAAGAUGAUAACAAUGACUCGAACCAAGAUCAAACUACUGAAGAAAUGACAGAAGUGGAAGAAAAUGGAGAAAACGAAGAAUUAAAUGAAAACCAAGAAAACAAUAAUACAACUGCUGAUAAAAUUUUGGGAAAAAAUCUAAAUGAAAAAUUGGAGAAUGUUAGUUUAACCCUGAAAAAACAGUCUGUAGUAAUCAAAAUACAAACAGAAUCAUUCAACAAUAGGAAAAUGAUUGCAGCGUAUUACGACAAUGAAGAAGAAAUGAAAAAGGGAAAAAUAUGCGAUGUAGGCGGAUAUGCAAAUAAGCCAACUUACAUGCAUAGGGCUGAAAUUUUUAAACGUAAUCCAGACAAAGAAAUGCAACACGGCGUCAAACUGUGGGACGUACCUUUAGGAUUUAGAAAUAAAGAUAUUAAACAAGAACUGGAAUUGAAAUUUGGAAAAAUUACAAGAAUUUCUUUAAGAGUAAAUAACAUGUGGCAAUCAGCUGUUAUUAUUUUUAAAGAAAAAAGUAGUGCACAAAAGCUACUUGCUAAUUGGAGCAUCAUUAUUGGAGAAGAUUCUCUUAGAGUAACACAUUUAGAUCAAACAAUUGAUAAUCUCAAAUCACGUGGUCAAUAUGCAGCAAGGGUAAUCGGUUUGCCCAAUGGUAUUACAGCAAGAGAAUUGUGGCCACACAUCGAAAAAUUGGGAGCAAAAACUUGUUACUUUCCAAGAACACGAAACUACAGGAAGAAAGGCGAAGCUAUUAUCUCCUUUCAAGAGGAAGAAGCUCGUGAGAAUGCUUGUAACGCAGUAUGGGAAGGUGUGAACUUAGAUACUACAAGUGACCAAAGAUUAGAAAGAAUCGAACAAGUAUUGAACGAACUUUGUGAACGUUUAGAAAUCCUAGAACACCACGUGAUGAAUACAACAGAAGAACAGAUUCAAGAUUGGACAUCUGAGCAGGAGGAGGAUGAGGAAAUGAUAGAUGAAGAAGUUACAGAAAAUAAUAAUGAUGCUAAUAAUAACGAUAAAUCAAAAUUAAAUAAAAAACAUGAAACAAAUAACAAGUUAGAUACAAUUAUCCUCGCAAUGCAACAAAUGACAAAUAGAAUUGAAACAAUUGAAACGAGAGUAGGAUCGACAUCGACCUUCUCCGGAACAAAAAUUUCUGAAAGCAAUAUUGCUACGCACAAUGUAAGGGGAUUUGGAGAUUAUAUUAAAUGUGAACUUUUAUAUAAUUAUAUUAAAAACAGUAAGAUAGAUAUCAUGGGUAUCGCAGAAACAAAUUGUAAAGAAAAUAAUGAAAAGUGGUUUAUAGAUGAAGGAAAAAAGUAUAGAAUACAUUGGUCUUCUGAUGGGAGAGCAAUAAGAGUGGACAUGGCACUAUCAAAAAAAACCACAGUACAGAUAAUACAAAUAUAUUUAUCAAGUAAAAAAUGUGAAAAUAAAGAAGUAAUGGAAAAAAUAAAAAACUGGGUUAUACAAGCACAACAAAAAAACUACAAAUUAAUUGUAAUGGGAGACUUCAACGCAGUCCCGUCAUCAAACAUAGACAGAAACAAUAAUAGCCAAUCGCAGAUUCCAGAGAGUAAAAUUUUUCCUUUUUUGACCAGCAGAGAACUUAUUGACUGUUACAGAACAAUGCACCCUGAAUCUAGUGGCUUCACAUGGCAAAGAGAUAAUUCAACUGCUGAAAGUCGCAUCGAUGCAAUAUGGAUGUCAGAAAAAUGGGGAGGAAAAAUGGAAUCGUGUUAUGUUGAUAAUCUAAAUUUAAUAACAGAAAGCGAUCAUAAGCUGGUAGGCCUCAAAAUUAGAAGAAAUUGGCAAAUUCGUGAAAGGAAAAAUAAUAUUAUAAAUAACAGCCCUAAAUAUAAUACUAAAGUAAUGUGCGAAGAAAAAUGGUUAAAAUUUACGAAAUACGUAGAGGAAAAAAUCAAUAACUCAACAAUAGAAGAAAGGGAAAGGAAAUAUGGGGUGUCAAUAAAUUCCAUGGAGAAAACAUGGAAAACUCUUAAAAACAUUAUGAUCGAGGGAGCUGACCAUGCAAUACCAAAAAAACGGGAAAAAAAGCAUAAUAAAAAAAUAAACAGAAAUGUCGCGGAGAAUAUGAAAAAAGCAAAAAAGAAGAACGACACGCGUGAAGACUUAAUCGAAGCUCUCAGAAUUGCAAGUCUUGAUUUUCAAAGUGUUGCAAGGGCAGAAAAAAAGAAAGAAACAUUAAAACAAAUACAAGAAGCAAUCGAACGACGAUGGGAAAAUCUUAAAGAAAAUCCAAAAAGAAUGAUUAAUAGUAUUCUAGAUAGACAACGUAAAUCGAUUAUUAUGGACCGCAUAAUUAACGAAAAUGAGGAGGGAAAUAUCGAAAUUAUAACAGAUAGUACAGAAAUUAAGGAAGCAAGAUGA